GGCGGUCGUUGCUCGGUACAAAAGCAAGCCUCUCAUCACUUUGUUGUGGUCUCAACUCAAACUGCACAAUGGCCGCACGAUUCACCGAUUAAUCUGCCACUAAGAAGAGAUUCCUGAAGCUGCUGUAGUCUUUUUUUUAUUGGUGCAGUUGUUAGUUUUGGCAGGUUUUGAAUUGCACCUCCCACCGUAGCGCACGGACUUGUGUUUUAAGCAGGCGGUGAAGUUCCUAACUAUUGUGUGAGCAGAAACCUUUUUAAACCAUGGAUUCUGUGGAUAUUGGCGCAGUUACCUCUACGGGAGGUAAUAAACGGCGUGUCAACAAGAAGAAUAGAGAUUGGCACAAACGGCUCCACCUCAGGAAGACUGCCGUUCAGCCCCCAACUAUGCAAAGUGAAGAUAAGCGUGGACCAAAGAAGAUAACAGAGGAGUGGGAGCAAAGCGCAGUGUGGCCUUCAUCAAAGAAGCCCCCCCAGGAAGCACAGCAGAGGACAAAUGACAGCGGAAAUACACUCAGGUUCACAUGCUCUCAAUGUAUGGACAACUUGGAAUAUGUUCACAGAGACUUGGUGAGACACUUUGAGGAAAAGCACAGAGGGAGCCCACCAGUCUUUUCCUGUCAUAUGUGCACUUUCAGUACACAUGAGUUCUCCUACCUUCAGGUUCAUCUUUUAAGCCACAAAGACACUUUUUCUAGUUGCAGCGUUUGUAAUGACAAUGUUCAACGCACAUGGCCUGAAUUCAGUGCACACCUGACUAUGUGUCACUGCCAAAAUGGCAAAUAUUCAUGUGAAAUGUGUCCAAAGUUCUCCACAGGCGACAUUAGAGUAUUUUUAGGGCACAUGUAUGCACAUAAUCUGGGCCUGGACGAAGCCAGUGAUGAGCCCAAAACAACCACUCAAGCUUUGCGUUGUCAGCACUGUGGCUACGAGGCAUCUCACAAAUUAUUGAUUACUAAGCACAUUAAAGCCGCCCAUGUUUGCCAGAACGGUAAUCAGAGGAAGAAGAAAAAGAAGGAGGUUCAUUCCAUAGCGAUGAAACCGAGCGACCCAAUCCCAAAAAUUAAGCCUCGAUUAACAAGAAGUGCAGUUAGGGAAAUGUGCUGGCUGACACAGGACUGUCUUUCUCUGCCAGGGAGAGAAUUCCUGGAUAAAUACUGCCAUCUGUCAGAUCCACAGACAACACUAGAGGAGACUCAACAGUUUUUGAUGAAAUCUGUUGCUGGGGAAACCGGUGACCAGAAAUGGACCAAGGCUCUUAAAACUGUUUUGACAAAUGUCCCUCAAGAUAUGAAUCUUCACCCGAAGUCUGAGAAUGGAAUAAUGUCGAACUCGUCAGAUCUUACUGUGUUGACGGUCAAGAACAAGAUAACGGUGGCUCAGAACGGUGCUACUUAUCCCAAAAAGUUGAAAAUGAUGACCUCGUCAGAUAAGGAAACAGUUUCCCCUGAAAGUGCUGCUGAUGAUGCUCAUUGUGUAGUUGACCAAAAUGGAUGUCAGUCAAAUUUGAACGAUCAUACGCCUUGUCCACAGACUGAAACCAAACUCACCAAUGAUGUCUCGAUGCCAGCCCAGAGUGAGCCAUCUGAGUGCGCUCAAAUGCAGGAAAACCGUGAAAAUCAGGAAUUACAGACUGAUCAGAAAGUCGAGGAACAUGGUCAAAGAAAUGAGGAGCCUAUGCAUGAGGAUGGGGUUAAACUCUCCAGUGAGCUGAAGUUGACAAAUGAUAGUGAAGAGCCGACAUCCGUUCAUAAAGUUGUACCAAAAAAUAAGAGACGCAAUCGAAGACGAAAAAGAAAGGCCAGAUCUAAAAGAGUGAAUAAAAUAUCAGCAGGAUUGGCCUUAAAGAUAGUUUUGAAGAAGAAUCCAGUGAAGGAGAAGCAGUGGGUGUCACAAAGCUCUGUGUCUCCAUCAGGAGGAGGUCCGACGGAUGAUGGACUGCCGAUCCCUCGUACAACAUUGGAGGAGACGGCGCUGAUUCUUCAAAAUGAAAUGAACCAGCAGAAAUGGACAAAAGCUUCCAAGCCCGACCCGCACGACCCCUCUGAAGCCAUCACUUCAAUUCUUCGAUCGAAGCCAAGAGAAGAACUAACCCCCAGUUGUGCUGCAAAGCCAAUGGGUUCUAAGAAUAUAGAAGGAAACUCGGCUGUCACGCUCGAAGGCUCGCUGUCAACGCAUCAAGAAAUGCAAGACGAGGUAGAGAAAUCACUGCAAUUCCUGGAAACCAAAGCUGAUGUGAGCGGUUCAGCUGGUAGGGCAGGCCAGUCGAAUUUGAGGGAUGCAGCCGUGACUGAAGUAGAGGUGGUGUGCCCCGAGAGCGCACGGCUCCAAACAUCAGGCAGUGGCAGGGGCCACUAUGUGUUGGACAAUAAGAUGAGUACAGCCUCUGAUGGAGUGACUCCUCGUAGCAGUUACACCAAGUCUUCCCCUGCUUCCCAACGUGUUAUUACACCACAGGAUGAGAUAAACUCUGAAGAUGUAAGCCUUGCCCUCUCUUUAGAGCAGAGUGUCGAGGGGAUGAGAGAAGUGCCUGCAGACUCCUGCCCAGAUCUUCUCAGCAACACCAACCUGCCUGCAGGGAAAGCCAUCCAACAGGAGCCAUCACCAGCCUCUGGGCACCAGUGGCAGCUGGUCCCAAAAAACCGGGAGAGGACCCUAAAGUUAGUAGCCAUAAAUCCAUCUCAGUUGGUAAAGCGUCCAGCGGGAGACCAGCCCGUUGUGGUGCUAAAUCAUCCAGACGCGGACAUCCCCGAGGUCGCCAGGAUCAUGGAGGUCGUGAACAGAUACAGAGGGGAGGUGCAGAAGGUCGUACUGUCAUGGAGGACCGUGAACGCGCUCUCAGCUAUGAACAGCAAGCUCCCUAAGACGGAUGACCCGACAGAUGCCCGACCCGAUUCUGCCAGGCAUGGUAAAAACUCUGUACAGGAGAGGUUCAUGUUGAAAUUGAAACUUCGUAGGUUGAGCAGGAAAAAGUACGAAGUGGUCGGCGUGGCCUCUCCCAGCAGGGAUGCCGCCGCGACCAAGUUCCGCUGCUGGUUUUGCGGCAGGGUCUUUGCAAGUCAAGAAACGUGGAUGGUCCAUCGGCAGCGACAUCUGAUGGAGUGGAAAAGGCCAAACUGUGAAAACUCUUAAAUGUCGCACACACUGGAUGAUAAACAGCCUGGAAAAAGAUGACUUUGCAAUACAACAAAACAAUAAUGGAAACGCUGAUAGCCAGCCUCCUCAUUUUUUUUAAAAGUCUUAAUUAUGAUUGGUUGUUUUUGAGGAGAAUCACAUGAUUAUCUCGCUUCCUGGAGGGUUUACAUUCUCAGGGUAAUUUAAACAUUUACCUGUUGUCUCUCUCCCAGUUUGACUAGCUACAAACUCUUAUGUAGGUUAUUUGCCACAAGGACGUGGUCUGGAUCAUUUAGUUCUUUGUAUUGUUUGUACUUUGUCUACGCAAUAGCUUUAUUUAAGGUGAUUUAAGUACACUGUCGUAUGGAAUCUUUUUAUAGAACACUGUAAUAUGUAUAUUUGCCAUAACACCUGAAUUUUAUGAAUCAAUUAUGUACGGGUAGGCUAUACAGCGUGGUAGCUAUCAUAUUUAUGUUUCUGGAAUGGGACGCAGAGACCCACAAGUUACUCAGAUAUACCAAAACUGUGUGUUUAAAAAAAAAAAAAAA
This is a messenger RNA of Morone saxatilis (striped sea-bass), 3658 nucleotides long. Its product is annotated as zinc finger protein 518A. Bases 261 to 3128 code for a protein of 955 amino acids. Lineage: Eukaryota; Metazoa; Chordata; Actinopteri; Moronidae. The record is from RefSeq and is a predicted model, not a curated record. The transcript has 3 exons.